GGUAAUGCUGCAUGUACCAAUCUCUCGGUGUGCAGUGCUGCGGUGGACUUGCAUUGAUGCGCUCCAAGUGUCGCCACCAGUGCAACUUUCAUCGAACCCGCUCGGAACGCAGCAAAAAAGGCAAGCGCGCUCGACAAACCUUCGCAGACGCUUCUCAGGCUCCGAUCUUAUUCUGCAUUGCCGAUGUUCAGCUCGCACCACUUAACCCGUCAGGCUGACGGUCAGCAUUGACCGGGCGUAGGAAUCGAAUGCGCUUCGUAUGUAGAAACAGUCGAUGGGAUAUCCGUGACUGACUCUGUCCUCCCUACUGGUUUUGUCCCCACGAUCGGUACACUCUUGGUCGCAAUGGACGCUUGGUAGCUUGGCAUUUGCGUCCAGUGCUGGAUCGGAGUUCCGGAGUUGCAUCUACUGGCUGCGUACGCUGUCUCAGCACCCGUUUCAAUGUGUGGGUAUGUCAUCUCGCCCCUCAAAUAUAAUGGAACUCGAGUGACAUGGUCCAUACUGUUGACCUGGUUGUUGAUACAACCAAACGCCUCAUAGGUUUUGUACGACGCCACUUCGUAGCAAGUCGAGAGCGAGCCAGCCUCUGCACCCCCGACGUCUCCUUAUCCAAUCGAUGCACCACUUGCAACUGUUGAUGCUCCCCGGACUGCUUUUUUUUCAAUAUUGUGAAAUCGUUUCUUAUAAGCUCUGCAAUCCACGGCAAGCAGCUACGACUCAUUCAACGCCGAGCCGUCCUGCACAGCUAGUCCGUUCACCUGCUGCAAUGUCGUCUUGUCUUGUGCCGUGGUCGGAUUAUGAUGUUGUAACGUUAUGCCAUGCUCUG
This is a messenger RNA of Phytophthora nicotianae INRA-310, 826 nucleotides long. RefSeq lists its product as hypothetical. The record is from RefSeq and is a predicted model, not a curated record. NCBI's taxonomy places the organism in Eukaryota, Oomycota, Peronosporomycetes, Peronosporales, Peronosporaceae. The transcript has a single exon. The coding region runs from base 12 to 218 and encodes 68 amino acids.